AUGGCCGCCUGGGUGCGCGCUGCCGGCGGCUGGGUUCUCGGGGCGCUCUCCGAGCGCUGGACCGGGGCUGGCCGCAGCGGGGUCGCCGAGGUCUCCUGCCGCUGCGUGUUCGAGGGCUCGGACACGACCGACGGCCUGGUGGCCAUCCUCCGGGAGCAGCUGGCACGCUGCGGCCCGGAGCACCUGCAGGGGGUCGCGUGCCAGCCCUGCCCUCCGUGCCCGCUUCCGCCUGGGCACUACACGGGGCUCGACCUCUGCGGCGCGGCCGUGGUGGGCGUGGCCCUUGGCGCUGGGCUGGCGACAGCGGCCUGGCUGGCGGCUGGAGCGCCGGGUCGGCCGGCGGACAUGCAGGGCUACCUCGAGGAGGCCAGGGCCCUUGGCACGAUCCUCGGCUUCGACCUCGCGGGCGUCGUGGGCCUCCCGGGCGACAAGUGGUACGUGAGCGACCCCACCUCGUCGCACUUCGGCGAGGAGGUGCCGCCCCAGGUGCUCGCCAACGAGGAGGUCCUGGUGCGGCGCGGGGACGUCGGGCUCGUGCGGCUCGACGACGUCUGGAUCCACGCGAUCAAGGUGAGCGAGGGGCAGAACUUCGACGCGUACCUCGCGAGAGCUCGCGGGGGAGCUGGCCGGGGCCCGCGUGUCGUCGGCGACGAGAGGGACCAGGACGGAGGCAGGUACAUCGACUUUCGCGACUCGGUCCGCCGCAUGAAGGAGACGACGAUCCCGGGCUGGCCUCUGCAGGGCCGCCGUGCCACGAGGGAGGCUGUGCUCUCCCUUCGCGACGGAGGUCAGGGCAACUGGGAGGAGCACCACGCCACCUGGCUCCGACGCAGCGGAGUGGCCGAGCGUGGCAACGUGGCCCGCGAGCACCACAUGAUCUGCGUGUCUCUUCGGAUGAUGCAGCAGUUCGAUCAGCUGGACCUGUUCAACAUCGCGGGCGCCGAGUACCUCGUCAGGCGGCUCAAGCAGCUGGAGUCGGCCACCCGCAAGAACCCUCGGGCUCCCGAUUUCGAGGGGCUCGACCUCAUCCUCGACGCGGGGGUCGACGACACGGGUGGCAUGGUGCUGCCAGAGUUCGAUGGAUGGGUUGGCGAUCAGGCGCGCGCCCGCGCCCAGACUAUGAAGGCGAAUCGGCAGUGGCAGGAGGAGAGGACGGCCGCGCAGCCCAAGGCGCCCCCGAAGGGGCCCAAGGGCGGCGGGGCCGACGCUGGUGGCGCUGCCGAUUCAGGGACUUCGGGUUCGGCGACCUCGUCCUCGCGCGGCCGGCAGCUCGGCCGCUGCGUGGCGGAGUACGGCCCUCGCCCGGCAGAUCUCCACCCUCGCGGAGCCCUUCAGGAGCUCCUCAAGUCCGACUCGCUUUACGGAGGCGCGCCGUCCAAGGUCGUCCCGUACGAGGAGUCCAAGCUCAAGUUCUGGCAGUCCUCGGUCACGCCUCGAGACGUGGAGGAGGUCUGCCCCAAGUUCGUCGUCGACGCCUUCCGCGACCCCGACGCCUACAUCCGCAAGCCGGACCGCGUGGUGGAGCAGGACCUCGAGCUCCUGCCGCCGGUCAAGCCGUACUGGGACGCGCGGCUUGCCAGCGACGCCCGCCUUCGCCGGGACUUCCUCCUCAGGCUCGCGGGGCGGGGGCUGGUGGGCUUCCGGAGGCGGAUCAGGUCACGCGUGGGGUGUUUCUUCGUCGAGAAGAAGGGCGGCUGGAUCCGCCUGGUCGUCGACGCUCGCGACGCCAACCGCACCCACUGGGCGCCCCCGCAUGCCGCCCUCGGGACCCCGGCUGCCCUCAGCGAGCAGGACUGGUCCGAUGCUGCGCUCGCGGACGCCGGAUGGGUUAGUGCUGACGGGUCGCCUGCUCAGAUCUUCGGGUCGUCCCUCGACCUCCAGGACUCGUUCUACCAGUUCUUCUCGGAGCGCGUCGCGGAGGAUUUCGGGAUGGACUUUCCUGAGCGGGCGUCCUACUACCAGGUCUCCCACAUCUGGACGCCCGACGGCCUGUCCCCUGUCGACCCCGACGAGCUCGUGUUCCCGGUCUUCCGCGGGGUGCCGAUGGGGUGGUCAUGGGCACUCUGGGCCGUGCACUCGUCCGUCACGUCCUGGGUCUCGGACACGCUGCCGGGGGGUGCCCGACGCCUGCUGCUUGACAAGCAGCCGGCUCCCGUCGCGGCACCCUUCCGCCCCACGGGGUCGGUCUACGUGGACAACGUCUCGUUCCUGGGCCUCUCGAGCGACGACGUCGGGCACGCGCUGCAGGCCGCGAAGGACAAGCUCGACUCGCUCGGCAUCGCGUGCCACGAGGUCGAGGGCCCGGCCACGCACUUCACCACCGUCGGCGUCGAGUACGACGGGAGGCGGAGGCGUCUGCGGCAUUCAGAUCACCGAGCCUGGCGCCUCUAUUUGGCCUGUCAGGAGCUCGAGCGCCCUGGGGUUCCGCGCGCGGCCUGGCAGAUCCGUGUGUUCCUCGGGCACUGUGUGCAGCACUGCCUGCUGCUGCGGCCGGCCCUCUCGAUCUUCCGCCUGCUCUACCGCUUCGUGGGCGCGCAGGGUCAGGGGCCUCCAGUCGCGCUGUCUGCUGGGGCCCGCCGGGAGAUCCAGCUCUUCAGGGGCCUCAUCUUCCAGGCCGUCGUCUUCCUGGACCGGCCGAUGUCCUCCCUGGUUUUGUGCUCCGACUCGUCCGAGGCAGGCUACGCCCUCCAUCGCCGACGCGCUGACGUUCGACUCCUUCGGCAGCUGGCUGCUACCCGGGAGAGGUGGAGGUUCGUCCCCGACGAGAAGCGCCCCGACGCGGCGCUCGACGACACCUUCUCCCCGGGCUGGGUGCCUGGCGCUGGAGGGGUGCUGGGAGAGCCGCCGGGCGCUACAGGCGUGGCCGUCUGGGCCCCGCCGCCGACGCGCUCGAGGGAGGGCGCCCGAGGCGUGCUCAAAGGCCGGCUCAGACCCACUGUGCGGCCUGCUGGCGUCUCCGUGCCCGACAGCCUCGUCGAUCCCAGGGACUGGUCUCUCAUCGUCGAGGGCGCCUGGCGCCGCGCGGCCCCCAUCCACCUGCUGGAGGGCCGCAUCGCCCUGGGCGGCCUGCGACACGCCGCCUGGCAGGUCGACUGCCACGGCUCCCGGGUGCUCAGCCUGGGCGACAACAUGUCGGAGCUCCUCUCCGUCGAGAAGGGGCGAGCCGUGGACCACGGCCUCGCCUGUCUGUGCCGGCGGGCCGCCGCCUACCAGAUCGCCUGCGGGAUCUCCUGGCGGCGCCGGCACCUCGACGCGGACCGCGACCUCAGUGACGCGGGGUCGAGGAAGGCGCUGCAGGGCGUCUACCGCCCAGGACAGCGGCGGGUUGGCGGCGGGUCGGAGAGGCCCGCCCUGCCCGCUGGGUGCCCGCAGUCGGCGCCCCCGGCGCCGGCCCCGCCGGCGCCCUCGGCGACCGCCAGCUGGCCAGUCGCCGAGGAGCUCGGUCUGGCUGUCGCGGCUCCGAUCGACAUCAAGUUCGGGGGCUGGGGCGACCUGCUUCGGCCCGGCAUCGAGACCGUCGUUCGCCAGUGGAUCGUCUCUCGCAAGGUCUGGUUCGUGCACUUCGGGACUCCGUGCACUCCGUGGUGGUCCCUCGAGAACCCCCGGGGAUCCCGGCUCUUCUCUUGGGAGCCUCUCCAGAAGUUCCUGUCCGAGCAUAGCAAGGUCUCCGUGGUGUAUGACUGCUGUCGGUUUGGAGCCCCGUACCAGAAGCCCACCAGGAUUGAGUCUGACCUCCCCGAGCUCGGUACCCUUGAAGGCGUUGUCUUGGAGGUCAUGCCCACGAGCAUCUUCAGGGGAAGGUCAAGGUCCGUGAUCGCCAGGGUCGGCUCAAGCAGUUCUGGCGCACGACCCUGGCUGGCGCCUACCCUCCUGGUGUCUGCCACAGCGCCGCUCGGGCCGUGGCGCGCGCGGCGCCCGCGGGAGCCUGGCGACAAGAUGGGGAUCCACUGCUGCCCGGUGCCUGCUGACUCCUCGCCGGGCUUCCUGCGGCGCUCGCAGGUGCGGCCGGCCACUCAGGCCCGCUACCUCGCCAGCGUCGUCGUGUUCGCCACGGCCAUGGGCGUUGUCGCCGACCGCUGGGUGAGCAAAGACCUCCCCCUGGUGGACACGCUCCUCGUGGAGUACUUCGAGCAGCUCUACGUCGACGGCGGCGGCAAGAGCACGGCCCGCUACACCUUGGCCGCCUUGGCCUACCGAUUCAGCGUGUCGCUUCGUGCCCCGGACGUCUUCCCAAAGGCGAAGGGCGCCCUCUCCGGCUGGGGCAAGCUCGAGCCGGACGUCACCUCGGAGCCGCUCUGCUGGGCGGCAGCGUGCUUGAUGGCCCUGUACCUGGCCGGCCUCAAUACGGAGAUUGCCCUGCAGGCCGCCCGCGGGCUGGUGGUGCAGUUUGACACGUACUUGCGCCCUGGCGAGCUGCUGGACCUUCGCGUGCCCUGCUGCAUCCUGCCGCAGCCGAGUGCCGGCUCAGGCUACAACAAGAUGGGGCUCGUCGUCGGUGCCUCCGCGCUGGUCAUGGGCGACGACGUGCACACUCGCGUGACCAAGACUGGCCUCCAGGACGACACCGUGCUCAUCGAUGGCCAGUCUCGUGCUGGCGUGGCCGGCGCCCUCAUGGCCCUCGUCAAGAGCGCCAACCAAGCCCGGCAGGGGCGCCUCAUGUUCCUCCACUCGUACGCUUCGUACAACCGCUUGCUCAAGAAGGCCGCCGUCGCCGUCGGCCCCCCGACCAAGGUGACGGCGCACCUCCCUCGGCACGGCGGUCCGUCGGAGAACUACCUGAGGGGCGCCCGCUCGCUGGCCGACAUUCAGUCUCGCGGCAGGUGGUCGAGCUUCCGUUCUGUACAGCGCUAUCAAAAGAGCGGCCGUGCACUUGCUUCUUUCAGACGCCUCUCGGCCGCAGUGAAAGCAGAGGCUAAGCGUGCAGAGGCCAUGCAGUUAUCCUUCCUCUCGUGA
This is a messenger RNA of Prorocentrum cordatum, 4953 nucleotides long. The record is from the annotation of a GenBank genome assembly. NCBI's taxonomy places the organism in Eukaryota, Dinophyceae, Prorocentrales, Prorocentraceae.